GGCGGCCUAGGGCGUGGCCGGAAAAGGCGGGGAAGGCAGGCAAAGCGAGGGGGAGGGGGGAGAGCGCGCGAGCGAGGGGGCGCUCAGUGGGUUCGGGCCGCGCUGCCGCCGCCGCCGCCGCCAUUAGCUGCUGGCUCCGACUGAGGAUUCAUAAUGGGAGACAAGCCUAUUUGGGAGCAGAUUGGUUCCAGCUUUGUACAGCAUUACUACCAGUUGUUUGAUACAGACAGGACUCAGUUAGGAGCAAUAUAUAUAGAUGCCUCAUGCCUUACAUGGGAAGGACAACAAUUUCAGGGCAAAGCAGCUAUUGUUGAAAAACUCUCAAGCCUUCCCUUUCAAAAAAUACAACACAGCAUCACAGCACAAGACCAUCAGCCCACACCAGACAGCUGUAUACUCAGUAUGGUAGUUGGACAGCUUAAGGCCGAUGAAGAUCCUAUUAUGGGAUUCCACCAGAUAUUUCUAUUAAAGAACAUCAAUGAUGCUUGGGUUUGCACCAAUGACAUGUUCAGGCUAGCAUUGCACAACUUUGGUUGAGAGAGCAUCCCCGGGGCACCUGUCCUUUUCUUUUCUCCUCCUUACAAAUAUUAAUCACACUCAUGGAACAUUCCAAAUAUCAUACACAAACCUGCAGCACCGUGGCCAGUGAGCAAGCAAGACCUGCGACGUGCCCUUCCGAAGCAUUUAUGUUGUGUCACUAGAAGAGUUCCUUGUGCAUGAUGUUUGGAAGUUAGACUUAGCUGCAUUUGACAAGGGAAAUGUGUGUUUUACCAGCAUGCCUCGGGAAGCAUCCGUAACGCAAAAGAUUGUGUUUCUGUACUGACAAGUUUCUCUAAUAACCCAAAGAAACAAAAGGAAAGGAAAGAACAGCAGCCUGAAUCCAGCUCAGAUAUUGAUUUUUUUUUUUGUUCAGAUGUUUCAGUGCUACAUUAUACAAUAAAACCAUGAAAUUUUCCUAACA
This is a messenger RNA of Hemicordylus capensis (graceful crag lizard), 961 nucleotides long. It is a transcript of the gene NUTF2, whose product is annotated as nuclear transport factor 2. Gene Ontology annotation, cellular component: nuclear pore central transport channel. Lineage: Eukaryota; Metazoa; Chordata; Lepidosauria; Squamata; Cordylidae. The record is from RefSeq and is a predicted model, not a curated record. The coding region runs from base 154 to 537 and encodes 127 amino acids. The transcript has 5 exons. Gene Ontology annotation, biological process: protein import into nucleus.